Molecule: messenger RNA, 873 nt
Organism: Microdochium trichocladiopsis
Lineage: Eukaryota; Fungi; Ascomycota; Sordariomycetes; Xylariales; Microdochiaceae
Exons: 5
Coding region: 84-854 (256 amino acids)
Source: RefSeq, a predicted model, not a curated record
CCCCAGCUGCACAGUUGUGCCUGCCACCAUCCACGAGGUGGCAAUCCAACCACCCGGAUCCUGCUGCAACUUGCUUUGCGCAAAUGACCAAGACGAAGUCGUCGGACCGCCACCGCCGCUUGCUGCCACUGCCCAAGAUGGAGACCCUCUGGGACCGCAGCAAGGAGUGGGGAAAAGACCAGUUCGACAAGGGCAAGCGGCACCUCCAGGAGGCGGCCGGGCUCGGGGCCAAGCCAAACGUCGUCCCUCCUGGCGAGGUCGACAUCCGCUGCGAGCCCCGGGUUGUCGAGAUCGGCUGGCACCCCGUGGCCGGCCUUGCGGGCAAGUGGUUCGCCGAACAGACCGGCCUGGGCAAGCAGAUCACCGAGCGCAUCCACAAGUACCCUGAUCCCACGCAGCAUUGGGGUGUGCUUGUCGGCGGCUAUGUUCAUCAGCUGUGGAUGGACGAGGAUCUCGACGUCAUAUACAUCAACGAGGUGCUCCAGCACGACCAGUGGCACACCUUCCCUGUCGGCAAGACACGCUUCAACGACGAAGCCCUCAGGCAAGCAGGCGAGAUGACCAUCCACGAGAUGCGCGAGAAGCGUGCAGCCUAUCAUCUCAUCGAGAACAACUGCCAGAACUUUGCCAGCAACCUGCUGCGCAAGAUCCAGAUCGGGCACCACCGCGAGUUUGCCACGGCGCUUGCCGUGUACAACAACGCAUUCAGCGCAUCCCAGCUCAAGACUUUGUUUGAGCAGCACCCGGACGAUGACCCGGAGCAACGUCCGGACGGCCCGCCAGAGGGCACCGUCGGGCUCGCCGAGAAGGUAAUGGACGAGCAAACUACCCAGCUAGACAAACAUGGAAACUAGACAACGUCGUAUCCUGUCA